Molecule: messenger RNA, 1977 nt
Organism: Octopus sinensis (East Asian common octopus)
Lineage: Eukaryota; Metazoa; Mollusca; Cephalopoda; Octopoda; Octopodidae
Product: zinc finger protein 420-like
Exons: 3
Coding region: 696-1922 (408 amino acids)
Cellular component (GO): nucleus
Source: RefSeq, a predicted model, not a curated record
CAAAAUAUUUCUUAUAAACUCAACACCUAAUUUCAGAAGAAAGCUUCUGGUGACUUGUACUAUUCUUACAACGGCCCGAUUAAGACAUUUACUGGUGGUUCGACAAUGACAAACUCUCCAGAAAACAAAUCGUGAAAUGAAUAAUCUUUAAACACAGGUUAAAGUUAAGCUUUAGAACUUGUUACGUAGUUUUCUAAUCCCAAUUUCGUUGACAAGGUAUAUCAUUCAAUUCCAAUCAGCUUAACGUCAUAAAGGAUACCACGAAGAGAAUUUCACUAUUGAUUUGGCUUGAAAUUUUUACUGACCCACAAGUAAUAGAAGACUGAAACAAUUUUAAAAUCAAUAUUAAAAUAUUUUUCAAUGAAAAAUAUACUUCGCCCAACUACACUGACACCCAAAGUCUUCGAUCUUUAAAAACAAGAUUUGCCAUCACCAAAAUCAAGGCGAAUACAAUUAAAGGUUGAGUCGAUUCAGAUCUUUAGCAUAUCUAUUGUAUCAAGUAAUGGAGAUGUCUUUAGAAAUUAAUUAUUUUCACGCCUUAUUAAAACUUGUUAUAUUUUUUGGAAAAUGAAAUUACCAGGAACUGUUCGAGAUCAAUUUAAUUGCAAUAAUCUCAAUGAUUUCAUAAUAAUUUUCAUUGAAGUUCAUCGAGAGAAUUAGACCAAAUGGGAAUUAUUUAUAGUAAUUUAUAGGAAAUGUUUCUUUCACAAGACUCUGAAUCUUCAGAACCAGAUACACAAGCUGAGAAAAGAUUAUUUCCUUGUUCAACAUGUGGCAAAAGGUUUUUAAACAGAACACAUUUUAACAUUCAUCAAAGGACACAUACAGGAGAAAAGCCUUUCAGUUGCGAAACUUGUGGUAAAAGUUUUUCGCAAAAAUGUCAUCUAACACAACAUAUAAGGAUUCAUACAGGGGAGAGGCCAUAUCAGUGUGGUGCAUGUGAAAAAACGUUUGUUCAAAGUUCUCACCUUAGAAACCAUAUUAAGUCCCAUUUGUUCGAAUUUCCUUUUACAUGUGAGAUGUGUGGUAAAGGGUUUUCAGAAAAGGAGGUUUUAGAUGAACAUAUAGAAAUGCAUGAAAGGGAAAAGUGGACCAAACAGAAGAUACUCACAAAAAGUUCUCUAACACCUCUUAUUAAUACAGAGUAUAUGAAAGCUUGUCAAGAAGCAAACAUUUUAUGUUGUGACGUAUGUGGGAAAGAUUUUCCAACAGUUUCAAAGCUUAAAACUCAUAAAAGAUUCCAUGUUAAAGAGAAAAGAGUUUCUUGUGAAAUAUGUGGGGGGAAAUUUUUUAAUGGAUCUGAUUUAAGUAUACAUUUGAGAACGCAUACGGGAGAAAAACCAUUUCAUUGUGAGGUUUGUGGGAAAAAUUUCUCCCAAAGCCCUCAUCUUAUACAACACAUACGAAUACACACUGGGGAAAAUCCUUUCCCCUGUGAGAUAUGUGGGAAAAACCUUUCUUCUAGAUCACACUUAAAAAUUCAUAAAAGAUCGCAUACUGGAGAAAGGCCUUUCCAUUGUCAAAUUUGUGGUGAUUCAUUUUCAUGUAGUUCUCAUUUAAGUGCACAUAUAAGGAUUCAUACCGGGGAAAAACCCUUUAAAUGUGAGGUCUGUGGGAAAUAUUUUUCACAGAAUUCUCAUCUUACACAGCACAGGAGAACACAUACUGGGGAAAAGCCUUUUUCUUGUCAAAUCUGUGAUAAAGGAUUUACUUUAAAAUCUGGCUUGAAAUUUCAUCUCCAGAAACAUUCAUGUUCAAAGACUUUUCAUUGUGAAUUUUGUGAGAGAAAAUUUACAAAUAAUUUCCGUUUUAUACAGCAUAUAAGAACACAUACUAAAGAAAGGCCUUUUCUCUGUGAAAUAUGUGGGAAGAAAUUUUCACAAAGUUGUAACCUUAAACUGCAUAAAAAAACACAUUCUUGAAAGACAAUUUUUCUCUCUAUCUUUAGAAAUCCAUUAAAUAUUUCCUCUUCAAAAA